UUUCAGUUUCAUUUUUGAAGAUCACUUUGUGCGAGGCGGACGCGAGAGAGAGCCAGCGAGCGAGCGAGCGUGCGAGCGAUCCACGAAUAAACACCACACUACGGAACAGUUGACUGUAUAUGAUUAAUUUGUGUACUUAAUACAUAAAUAAAUAUAAUUAAAUAAACCAAGCUGUGCAAUCACAUCGGCAGCCGCCUCCCAGUGGCACAAGGAAGAGAGUGUGUGGAGUGGAGCCAAAGUGCAGUGCAGGAGAAAAACGCAUCCCAUUCGAAUUUCAUUUUGAAUUCCUAUAUUCGAGCGAUCGCAUCCAUUCCGUUCGAUUCCAAUAUCAAUGUCAAGUGGAUCGCGAUCACUCGGAAUCCGGGGUCAGGAGAGCGCUACGACUGAUUAACACUCCAUCUCCGGCUCUAAUGAGCGCAAAGCAAACGCAAACAAAUAAAUAAGUAAACAACGAAAACGGCAAAUUAACAAAAGCGAAAUCGGAAUCAAGAAGCAGAGGGAAAAAAUACGCGGAAUAUAGAAAAACACGUUUCCACAAAAAGCGCAUAAACGGCAACAAAUAACACAAAUUGUUGUCGCUUUUGUGGCUGAACACGCGUACGCAUUAUACGUUAAUCGGAGAAUAUCAAAUCGCAGGGAGACACCAGACGUACAGCUCCAACAGAUCAACAGAUCGCGCCCCAGUCUGUGUGGCUGUUUUGGGACUAACCCUGAUUCUGACUCUUACCAAAUAUGAGCAGGGGCUGCCUGUCGGACCAGUUGCUGUUGUAACGUAACCUGAGCAGCCGUGACCGAGACACCAAACCGCGUUAAGUGGAGACCAGACCUACAUUCACCACACACUCGUACCACCAACAUACUCGUACGUAGUGCGGCCAUGGAACGCUCUCACAGCUGCAGCAAUUUCGAGGCCAGAGUAGGGCCGGGAGCGGCACUGGCUAUAGCGGCCGGAGGGGCAGCAAUAGCCGGGUCCAAGGAGGUGCCUCAGCCGAAGGCCCACGCCGGCAGCAGCGACAACCUGCCGCUGAGCAUCUGUGCCAGCUCCGCGGAUCACUUUCCGCCUAACAAGCCGUUGCGCAAGCGCAAAAAGCUGCAGCGCCAGCAGUCGGCCGUCGAUGUGGACGACCUGGAGUGCGAUUGCGCAUAUGCCGCCGAUCUAGAGGAGAAUGCCGACCACGACCAAGACAUCGAAAACGACCAGGACAAGACCAGCCUGGACGCCUUGCCACACUUGCCCAGCCACUUCGCGCAACAGCAGAGCCCCGCCCAUGUGAGCAUGGCCCUGCAGCGCCACAUCUCCAUUUCCUGCAAGAGCAGCGGCCUGCGACGCUGUCGCUGCCUGCGCCACGAGGAGUCCUUCGACUCUUGCAGCACGGCACCGGAGCUGAGUCCGCAGGCCCAGCGCCAGCACCGAUUCAGUAGCCUGCUCUUGAGGGACAGCUCUGCCUCCGUGCAGUCGGACUCCAGCCGGUACUCGAGCGUGGACAGCCUGCUGGAGUCUCGCAAGCCGGAUCCGGAGGCCAUACUCAUCAACCUGGGCUUCGGUCCCGUCGGCUCCGAGGACAUGCUGUCGCGGAUACCGAAACGCUUCCUGAAACCCUCCCAGGUGCCGGGCAUCGACACGGAGGCGUUUGUUCAAAGACUGACCCUGGCCAGUUCCUUGGCAGACUCCAGUGUUCUGGGGUAUCGCGGACUCAUCGGCAACCCGGACAUGCCGCCCUCCUCGAUUGUGGCCAAGAUCAUGGAACGCUUCGAGGUGAACCACCAUCGUAAGAAGUCAAUGGGUUCCAUCGACCAUCCAAUACGAUGAUUCGCCUAAGCCAGAAGGACUCACCAUUCCAAUCCAUUCCAUUAUAAUCUUCUACUAUUAGUCAGCCAAAUAGGGGGCUCUACGUUUAAACUUGCAACCCAGCGGGGGGACAUGUGAUCAUUGUGAUGUCUUAUCUUGUCCAUAGUCCUUAGAAAUGCCGCGUACUUAGCUGUGUAUUAUUGUACCAAUCGAUGAACCAAUGUUUUUGUGAACUAUUGUAAACUCUAGUUAAAUAAGGAUUAAAGAGAAUUGUAUUUUAUUUUAUUGUA
Drosophila persimilis is the source of this 2079-nucleotide messenger RNA. RefSeq lists its product as uncharacterized. The transcript has a single exon. Gene Ontology annotation, molecular function: signaling receptor binding. Lineage: Eukaryota; Metazoa; Arthropoda; Insecta; Diptera; Drosophilidae. The coding region runs from base 878 to 1810 and encodes 310 amino acids. The record is from RefSeq and is a predicted model, not a curated record.